Messenger RNA from Seminavis robusta, 2427 nucleotides. Lineage: Eukaryota; Bacillariophyta; Bacillariophyceae; Naviculales; Naviculaceae. The record is from the annotation of a GenBank genome assembly.
AUGACGAUGGAAACUACCAUCCCCAAGCACCACCCCGAGCCAACGGCAGAAGCCCACGAAGAUGAUGAUGCUUCGUUUGAGAUGACCAGUCGGAGCGUCGACGACAAGUUUUCCAUUCCGGGGCACAUUUCCGUGUCUUCUGGUAUGACCGGAGUGGAGAGUCUGGAGCCGGAAGACGAAGUGCGGAAUGUGGAGAACUUGACCAAGGGUGAUACGCGUCUCAUUCAGUUCUGGCGGUUCGUGGUGGUGGCGUGCAUGGCACUUGCCGGUGUGGCCGUCUCGGUGGGCGCCUACACGUACAUUUCCGAGUUGGAGAAACAGGACGGUCAGAAUGCCUUUAUCCUCUUUUCCAAUACCAUUACCGACAUUUCCAAGUUCCACUUCAAGAACAUGUUCGAGGCGUCUCGUGCCAUGUCCCGAGAGCUCACGGCCGAAGCACUGUUGCUCAAUAAGACAUUCCCCUUUGUCACCUUUCCCAACUACGAAGUAUUCGCCAAGCAAGCCCGGGACAAUGCCGGACUCGAAGUGCUGUCGUAUGCACCCGUUGUCACUUUGCAGCAGUCGGAAGAGUUUGUCAAGUUUGCCGUGGACAAUCAAGAGUGGAUUACACAGCAACGCAUCAUGGGCAUGGCGCUCGAUAAGGAUCUACACUUUGAAAACGUAUCCAACACACAGUUUCAUCCAGAGAUCUACGAUGUCAAUCCUUUGGCGGGAGAGACAUUUGGUUCGGUCGGAGAUGGUCCCUUUACUCCUCUCAUGAUGACUUCCCCACCUCCCCAGUCUCUGAUCUACCAACUGUACAACUUUGCCUCUGAUCCAGAAUACGAAACCAUCUACGGUCUUCAGGAAGACUAUCGUGACACCAUGUUUGGCAACACCAACUUUUUCCUUUGGACUGUGGUAGACUUCAUCACUGGGGUGGAAAAGCAUCAAGAGCUUCAUGAUAAGCGACACAAACAGAUUGGCGAUGAAGAGGGGGUCAAUGUCAUUCAGCCUCAUGGGUCUCUAGUCCAACCCGUAUACCGCACGCUAGAUCAUGACGAUCCCAACAAUGAGAUUGUGGGCUAUCUCAUGGGCAUCAUGGCAUGGGAUGCCUAUCUCAUUGACCUCCUUCCCGAAGGCAUCAGUGGCGUCUAUGUCGUCGUCGAGAACACGUGUGGUCAUCAGUUCACCUACCGACUCAAUGGGAAUCAGGCCAUGUAUCUGGGUGAAGGCGAUCUCCACGAAAAGGGAACCAUUGUCGAUGGCCAACGCCGGUACAUUGAUUUUGAUGAAAACUACCUCGAUCCAACCGUUCUGACCACCGUCCCAGGCCACUGUAUCUUCUCCUACCGCAUCUAUCCUUCCGACGAAUUCUAUUCCAACUACAUGACCAACCUACCCACUCAAGUGGCCAUUGCCUCUGCCGCCAUUUUCUUCAUCAUGGCAGUUACCUUUUUUGUUCUCCUUCACUUUGUCGAAAAGCGUCAUCACAAGAUUGUCGGGGAAGCUGCCAUUUCCAAUGCCAUUGUAUCGUCACUCUUUCCUUCCAGUGUCCGAAAGCGCCUCUUUAACGAUCGGGGAGCACUUCUUCCCGACGAACAGAAAAAGGAAGCGGGACGAUCGGCGCUCCGCAGCUUCUUGACGGGAGAGGACGAGGACGAUGGUGUCGUUCUCAAAAAGGCACCCAUUGCCGAUCUAUUCCCAAGCUGCACUAUCUUUUUCGCGGACCUUGUGGGCUUUACCAGUUGGUCUUCCAAAAGGCAGCCUGCUGAAGUGUUCGUGCUGUUGGAAACUUUGUAUCGAGCCUUUGAUGCCAUCGCCCAUAGCAUGGGGGUCUUCAAAGUGGAGACGAUUGGUGAUUGUUACGUUGCAGUUUGUGGUCUCCCAACUCCUCGCAGGAAUCAUGCUCUCGUGAUGGCCAAGUUCUCUCGCGCCUGCUUGGCCAAAAUGAAGUUUCUGUUGCCCAAGCUUGCAUAUCUGGGAGAGGACACCCUCGGGCUUGCCAUGCGAGUUGGAUUGCAUUCGGGUCCCGUGACUGCGGGUGUAUUGCGAGGAGAACGAUCUCGUUUCCAGCUUUUUGGAGAUUCCGUCAAUACGGCUGCUAGAAUGGAAUCAAACGGAAAGAGCGGGAGGGUGCACGUCUCCGAAAAGACCGCCUUUGAGCUGAAAAGGGGAGGCAAGGGUAGCUGGAUCGUUCCGCGGUCCGACAAGAUCGAGGCCAAAGGCAAAGGACUGAUGCAGACAUACUGGUUGGCCUUUAACGGCGAGACUGAUUUCUCGGGUGCAUUUGGGCUAGAUUGCGAUGGUACCCUUGCUUCGGAUGCGGAAGAAGAAGGAGACGACAAUGUGAGCUAUUUGGACGAACCAUCGCAGAAAGAACACGCCCCAGGUCUCCUCACCCUGAAGAACGGGCAGCCUGAGUUCACCGACAUGGUUGACGUGUAA